UCCUACCCACUAGGGUUUCUCCGGGCUCCAGAUGGUGCCCACUGUACUUACCCCUGGGUGCCGACUCCACCCCGCCCCCGCCAGUGCCCGCCCCCUUCCCCUACGCCCUCCCUUACGGUCAGGCCCAGUGGCUGCUCCCCACCCCUUCGGCCAGUCCAGGGAGUGGAAGGGGGCGGGCGCGCAGGGGGUGUGACAGCUCCCUGCCGGACCAGCGCCAGCGGCAGCCUCGCUUCAGUGCCCUGUGCCAGCUGGCUCUUUCGUCUGGGACGAAGGCGGAGGCUCGGGGCUCCUAGUCGCUGGGCCCGGGUGUGUGUGUGGGUUCUCCCCCCACACCCUCUACCCUCAACUCACCCAAGACAAGCCUCUGCACCCAGUCCUGCAUUUUGCUGUCCUCGGAGCCGGUUCCGGUCGGAACUAGCCCUGUUCACUGCCCCUGGGACUUACGCCGGCACCCGGCACCCGUCCAGGGUACCCCUGUGGAACUGACGGGGGGGGGGGGCUGGCUCGCGAUCCCCCAAUCUCGGCUAGAGGCUGCAAGGCUGUGUGAGCUUGAGAAGGAACAUGAAGGUGGGCUUGCCAGGUGAGAGCCGCUGGCAGGUGGGCCCAGCUGUGGAGGAUAACCUGGCUCUGGGAGCACCGCAAGUCGGGGGCCUCCCUGACUUGGUGCCAGAGGGGACACUGCUCAACAUGGUGCUGAAGAGGAUGCAUCGACCCAGAAGCUGCUCCUACCAGCUGCUGCUUGAGCACCGGCGCCCCAGCCGCAUCCAGGGGCUUCGAUGGACGCCGCUCACCAACAGCGAGGAGUCCCUGGAUUUCAGUGUGAGCCUGGAGCAGGCUUCCACGGAGCGGGUGCUCAGGGCUGGAAAGCACCUGCACCGACAUCUCCUGGCCACCUGCCCCACCCUCAUCCGUGACCGAAAGUAUCAUCUCAGGCUCUACCGGCAGUGCUGUUCUGGUCGGGAGCUGGUGGACUGGGUCUUGGCCCUGGGGCUUGGGGUCCACUCUCGGAGCCAGGCUGUGGGCAUCUGCCAGGUGCUGCUGGAUGAAGGUGCCCUCUGCCAUGUGAAACACGACUGGACCUUCCAGGACCGAGAUGCCCAGUUUUACCGGUUCCCUGGGCCAGAGCCGGAGCCUACAGGAGCUCAUGAGAUGGAGGAGGAGUUGGUGGAGGCCAUGGCGCUGCUCUCCCAGCGGGGGCCCGAUGCCCUGCUCACUGUAGCACUUCGAAAGCCCCCAGGUCAGCGCACAGACGAGGAGUUAGAACUUAUCUUCGAGGAGCUCCUGCACAUCAAGGCCGUGGCCCACCUCUCCAACUCGGUGAAGCGGGAAUUAGCAGCAGUUCUGCUCUUUGAACCACAUAGCAAGGCAGGCACCGUGUUGUUCAGCCAGGGGGACAAAGGCACCUCAUGGUACAUUAUCUGGAAGGGGUCUGUCAACGUGGUGACCCAUGGCAAGGGGCUGGUGACCACACUGCAUGAGGGAGAUGACUUUGGACAGUUGGCUCUGGUAAAUGAUGCACCCCGGGCGGCCACCAUCAUCCUGAGAGAAGAUAACUGUCACUUUCUACGUGUGGACAAGCAGGAUUUCAACCGCAUUGUCAAGGAUGUGGAAGCAAAGACCAUGAGGCUGGAAGAACACGGCAAAGUAGUGUUGGUGUUGGAGAGAACCUCUCAGGGCACUGGCCCUUCUCGCCCCCCGACCCCUGGCAGGAACCGGUACACAGUGAUGUCGGGCACCCCAGAGAAGAUCCUAGAACUUCUCUUAGAAGCCAUGCGGCCGGAUUCCAGUGCUCAUGACCCAACAGAGACAUUCCUCAGUGACUUCCUCCUGACCCACAGCGUCUUCAUGCCCAGCGCCCAGCUCUGCGCUGCCCUCCUGCACCACUUCCACGUGGAGCCCGCAGAGCCUGCGGGAGGCAGCGAGCAGGAGCGCAGCACUUACAUCUGCAAUAAGAGGCAGCAGAUUCUGCGUCUAGUCAGCCAGUGGGUGGCCCUCUAYGGCCCCAUGCUCCACACAGACCCUGUGGCCACCAGCUUCUUCCAGAAACUCUCAGACCUGGUGAGCAGGGACGCCCGACUUAGCAACCUGCUGAGGGAGCAGUGGCCAGAGAGGCGGCGACACCACAGGUUGGAAAAUGGUUGUGGGAACGCUUCUCCUAUGAUGAAGGCUCGGAAUAUGCCUGCUUGGCUCCCCAGCCAGGAAGAGCCGCUCCCCAGUAGCAACUGUGCCAUUCGAGCUGGGGACAAAGUCCCCUAUGACAUUUGCCGCCCGGACCAUUCCGUGCUGACCCUGCAGCUACCUGUGACAGCCUCUGUGAGAGAGGUGAUGGCAGCAUUGGCCCAGAAGGACGGCUGGACCAAGGGGCAGGUGCUGGUGAAGGUCAAUUCUGCAGGUGAUGCCGUUGGCCUGCAGCCAGAUGCCCGCGGUGUGGCCACAUCCCUGGGGCUCAACGAGCGGCUCUUUGUUGUCGACCCACAGGAAGUGCAUGAGCUGACCCCACACCCAGAGCAGCUGGGACCCACUGUGGGCUCUGCUGAGGGGCUGGAGUCAGUGAGCGCCAAGGACCUGGCAGGCCAGCUGACAGACCACGAUUGGAACCUCUUCAACAGUAUCCACCAGGUAGAGCUGAUCCACUAUGUACUGGGCCCCCAGCACCUGCGGGAUGUCACCACUGCCAACCUGGAGCGCUUCAUGCGCCGCUUCAAUGAGCUGCAGUACUGGGUGGCUACGGAGCUCUGUCUCUGCCCUGUGCCCGGCCUGAGGGCCCAGCUGCUCAGGAAGUUUAUCAAGCUGGCGGCUCACCUCAAGGAGCAAAAGAAUCUCAAUUCCUUCUUUGCCAUCAUGUUUGGCCUUAGCAACUCAGCCAUCAGUCGCCUGGCCCACACCUGGGAGCGACUGCCCCACAAAGUCCGGAAGUUAUACUCAGCCCUGGAGAGGCUGCUGGACCCCUCUUGGAACCACCGAGUGUAUCGACUGGCCCUCACCAAGCUCUCCCCUCCCGUCAUCCCCUUCAUGCCUCUUCUCCUCAAAGACAUGACCUUCAUCCACGAGGGAAACCAUACACUAGUGGAGAAUCUCAUCAACUUUGAGAAGAUGCGAAUGAUGGCCAGAGCCGUGAGGAUGCUGCACCACUGCCGAAGCCACAGCACUGUGCCUCUCUCACCACUCAGAAGCCGAGUGUCCCACUUUCACGAGGACAGCCAGGCAUCGAGGAUUUCCACAUGCUCGGAGCAGUCCCUGAGUACCCGGAGUCCAGCCAGCACCUGGGCUUAUGUCCAGCAGCUGAAGGUCAUCGACAACCAGCGGGAACUCUCCCGCCUCUCCCGGGAGCUGGAGCCGUGAGGAGGGGCUGAGGCUGGAGCAGGCACUUCCUGCGGGGAAAGCCAGAGCAAGCCUGGGCCAAGAGGCCUGCAGGCCAGCCACAGCUGGGCAGGGCUCUCCGUGGAGUAACUCGAGGCCCUGGAGCGGGCAGCAUGGAGGCACCUGUCCCCUGUGAUGACCGGUGGCUAAGGAGGACCUCGGAGCGGAUCUGCGCUGGGGCCCAAGGCUGAGGAAUGGGGGACAGUGAGGCCCUGGGAGUGGGUGGGAGAGCCGGGCAGAGGCAGGACUCUGUGUUCAAUAGAGAGCUCUCCACACCAGGCCUCUUCCAGCUUCUGUCCUCACGGCUCUGUUGUCCAGCCAUCUCCAGGCCCUGGCAUUUGUUUGCACCGUGAACCGAGAGAGACUGUAUAUGUAUGGCAUGUGUGUGGCAGCGUUGGGGCCUUGCCCUGGUGGCAUGGGGGCGGGGAGCCCUGCUUUUCUUUCCACAGCAGCUGAGAUAAACAGCUGGGUGUGGGCAGGACUGUUUGGC
Molecule: messenger RNA, 3850 nt
Organism: Urocitellus parryii (Arctic ground squirrel)
Lineage: Eukaryota; Metazoa; Chordata; Mammalia; Rodentia; Sciuridae
Gene: Rapgef3
Product: Rap guanine nucleotide exchange factor 3
Biological process (GO): Ras protein signal transduction
Cellular component (GO): plasma membrane
Molecular function (GO): guanyl-nucleotide exchange factor activity
Source: RefSeq, a predicted model, not a curated record